Spinacia oleracea (spinach) is the source of this 3208-nucleotide messenger RNA. Its product is annotated as chaperone protein ClpB1. The transcript has 4 exons. The record is from RefSeq and is a predicted model, not a curated record. Lineage: Eukaryota; Viridiplantae; Streptophyta; Magnoliopsida; Caryophyllales; Amaranthaceae. Gene Ontology annotation, molecular function: ATP binding; ATP hydrolysis activity. Gene Ontology annotation, cellular component: cytoplasm. Bases 224 to 2956 code for a protein of 910 amino acids. Gene Ontology annotation, biological process: cellular response to heat.
AUUCCAGGAAAACCUUCCAACUUCCAGACACGUCUCUCUCUUCUCAACAAAAACCCCCCACCUCUCCACUCUGUCUCACACAAACUUUCUCAAACAUUUCAAAAUCUUCACAAACAAUUUUCUAUCUCAUACUACGCUCUUCAAUUUCGAUCGUUUUCUUCUUCAAUUGCAGUUACAUUUUCUCAGAAUUCGAAAUUGUUUCUCUAAGGACAAGUGAUCGAGUAUGAAUCCCGAAAAGUUUACCCACAUGACAAAUGAGGCACUUGUCUCUGCUCAUGAAUUGGCAUUGAGCAAUGGACAUGUGCAGAUAACUCCACUCCAUAUAGCCGCCACUUUGGUUGGUGAACCUGGUGGUAUUUUCCGGCAAGCAGUGUCACAUGCUGGUGGAAGUGAAGAGACUGCCAACUCGGUGGACAGAGUGUUCAAGAGGGCUAUUAAGAAUCUUCCUUCUCAAAGCCCUCCACCUGAUGAGGUCCCAGCAAGUACGACUCUUAUCAAAGCUAUUCGGCGUGCUCAGUCUCUCCAGAAAUCUCGUGGGGAUUCCCAUUUGGCUGUUGAUCACUUGAUCUUGGGGAUUAUUGAGGAUUCUCAGAUCAGUGAUUUGCUCAAGGAAGCUGGGGUUGCAAUGGCCAGAGUGAAGAAUGAGGUUGAGAAGCUUCGCGGAAAAGACGGGAAGAAAGUGGAAAGUGCUACUGGAGACACUACUUUCCAAGCCCUUAAAACUUAUGGUCGUGAUUUGGUUGAGCAGGCUGGGAAACUAGAUCCUGUAAUUGGUCGUGAUGAGGAGAUCAGGAGGGUUGUCAGAAUUCUUUCGAGGAGAACAAAGAACAACCCUGUGUUGAUUGGUGAGCCUGGUGUGGGUAAAACUGCUGUUGUUGAAGGUCUGGCUCAAAGGAUUGUGAGUGGUGAUGUUCCAAGUAAUCUUUCUGAUGUCAGGCUUAUUGCAUUGGAUAUGGGAGCUCUAGUUGCUGGAGCUAAGUACAGGGGUGAAUUUGAGGAAAGGCUGAAAUCCGUGCUGAAGGAGGUGGAAGAAGCCGAAGGGAAAGUCAUUCUGUUCAUUGAUGAAAUCCAUCUGGUGUUAGGUGCAGGAAGAACUGAAGGUUCCAUGGAUGCAGCAAACUUGUUUAAACCUAUGCUUGCCAGGGGUCAACUUCGUUGCAUUGGUGCGACAACCCUUGAAGAGUAUAGGAAGUAUGUGGAGAAGGAUGCUGCAUUUGAGCGUCGUUUCCAGCAAGUGUAUGUCGCUGAACCAAGUGUUCCUGAUACGAUCAGUAUCCUUCGAGGGUUGAAGGAGAAGUAUGAAGGACACCAUGGUGUUCGAAUCCAAGAUCGAGCCUUGGUGAUUGCUGCACAGCUGUCUGCCAGGUAUAUAACAGGUCGCCAUUUGCCUGAUAAAGCUAUUGAUUUGGUUGAUGAGGCAUGUGCGAAUGUUAGAGUUCAACUUGACAGCCAACCAGAGGAGAUAGAUAAUUUGGAGAGGAAGAGAAUGCAGCUAGAGAUUGAGCUCCAUGCUCUUGAGAAGGAAAAAGAUAAGGCUAGCAAGGCUCGGUUUAUGGAGGUUACUAGGGAGCUUGAUGACUUGAGGGAUAAACUUCAGCCUUUAAAGAUGAAGUAUCAGAAGGAGAAGGAGAGGAUUGAUGAGAUCCGCCGUCUCAAGCAGAAAAGGGAAGAGCUCCUCAUUUCUGCACAAGAGGCUGAAAGAAGAUAUGAUCUGGCAAGGGCUGCUGAUUUGAGGUAUGGAGCAAUCCAGGAAAUUGAGGGAGCUAUUGCUAAGCACGAAUCUAAUGCCACCGAUGUGGAAAUGUUGACGGAAACUGUUGGGCCAGAACAGAUUGCAGAGGUGGUGAGCCGAUGGACUGGUAUACCUGUCACAAGAUUGGGGGAGAAUGAGAAGGAAAAGCUAAUAGGGCUGGGUGAUAAAUUGCAUCAAAGAGUGGUGGGUCAGAACAAUGCCGUUGCAUCUGUUGCAGAAGCUGUACUGAGAUCAAGAGCUGGACUGGGGAGACCCCAGCAGCCAACUGGUUCUUUCUUGUUCUUGGGUCCAACAGGUGUUGGGAAAACUGAACUUGCCAAGGCUCUUGCUGAACAGCUUUUCGAUGAUGAGAAUUUGUUGGUAAGAAUUGAUAUGUCGGAGUAUAUGGAGCAACACUCUGUUUCGCGUUUGAUUGGUGCUCCACCUGGGUAUGUUGGCCAUGAAGAAGGUGGGCAAUUGACAGAGGCUGUCAGAAGGCGGCCUUACAGUGUUGUGUUGUUCGAUGAGGUUGAAAAAGCCCACACAUCUGUCUUUAAUACUCUCUUGCAAGUUCUUGAUGAUGGAAGGCUGACAGAUGGGCAAGGCCGGACUGUUGACUUCAGGAACACAGUGAUUAUCAUGACAUCUAAUCUUGGGGCGGAGUAUCUCCUCUCUGGACUCAUGGGCAAGAGCACAAUGGAGACAGCUCGAGAUAAAGUUAUGGCAGAGGUGAGAAGACAUUUCAAGCCUGAGCUGCUAAAUCGUUUAGAUGAAGUUGUAAUCUUUGAUCCUCUAUCACAUGAGCAACUAAGGCUGGUUGCUAGGCUGCAAAUGAAGGAUGUGGCUAAACGUCUUGCUGAGAGGGGUAUUGCCUUGGCAGUCACAGAUGCUGCUCUAGAUUAUGUCUUAGCGGAGAGCUAUGAUCCAGUUUAUGGUGCAAGGCCUAUCAGGAGGUGGUUAGAAAAGAAAGUGGUUACAGAAUUGUCAAAAAUGCUCAUUAAGGAGGAGAUUGACGAGAACUCCACCGUCUUCAUUGAUGCUGGGAUGGAUGGCCUUUCGUAUCGCGUAGAGCAAACUGGGGGAAUGGUGGAUGCUGCAACUGGACAGAGGGCAGAGGUCCUGAUUCAAGUCCCCAACGGACCAAAGAGCAAUGCUACUACUCAAGCUGCAAAGAAAUUAAAAAUUGAGGAACUAGAUGAUGAUGACGAUGAGAUGAUGGACUGAAGAUCUUAAGUGUGAUAAUGAAAGCUUUUUUUCCCUUUUUCAAAAGAAGGUUUUCCCCCCUUUAACAGAUUAACAGAUGUUUUUUUAAUAGGUUUAUGUACCUGAGUGGUUUUAUCUUUUGGGUGUUCAGUUGUUGACAUGAAGUUGUAUAUAGGAUUAGGCACAUGAAAGGGGGUUUCCUCAGUCUUGUGAGUUAUGAAUUUGUAAUGUCUUUUGUCAAUUUUCUUGCAAUACAAAUCUCCUUUCCAUGAA